UGGAUGGAUCGUGAAGUCCAAUGAUGCUCAUGUUGCUCCUAAGCCUGGAUUUCUCCGCCUUGAUUGUCUCAGCUGACCCUAGCAGAAGCCCAGUCAAGGGGGCGGCCCCACACCUCUCGGGGAGUUGGUAUGCAAAAUAGUUACGUCAGCUAUGGGGGUGGGGCACGCCCGGUUGAGUGGCAGCAGCUCUUGCUUAGGGAGGAGGCGCGAGAAUCAGCCUGGUUCAGUGACUGAGACAAACUGGAGGUGAGAGGAGCUGGUGCUGUCCCUGUGCUGUCGGUGCUGAACCUGGGAAGCCAGCGGACUGGUUGCUCCAGCACCUCCAGGCAACGCCCUCUUGCACCCUCUGCGCCCCGCCGGACCUCUUCACCAUCAGGACUGUAUCAACUUGACAAAGGAGUGUGGUAUCGGACGGACGUGCGAGAGAGUCCUCUGUUUGCCACCUGGGCGCCCAUUCAGGCGUGACUUUGGAGAUUUCUAUAGUUUUAGACCAAACUAUUUUCAUCUUUUUCCAGCUAAGAGGAUCUUUUCAUUUUUUUUAAAUUAUUAUUGUUGUUGUCAUAUAUAUAUCCACACCGUUUAGGAAUCUUUCUAGGAGACUUUUUUGACUGUUAAAAUAAGGUGAAAAGCAAUAAGGAUGUUUAAGUGCUGGUCAGCUGUUUUGGUACUUGGAUUCAUUUUUCUGGAGUCAGAAGGAAGGCCAACCAAAGAAGCAGGAUAUGGCCUUAAAUCCUAUCAACCUCUGAUAAGAUUGCGACACAAGCAGGAAAAAAGUCAAGAAAGUUCAAGAAUCAAAGGAUUCCAGAUUCAGGAUGGCCCUUUGGGAUCUUGUGAAAAUAAAUACUGUGGCUUGGGAAGGCACUGUGUCAUCAGCAGAGAGACAGGGCAAGCAGAGUGUGCCUGCAUGAACCUUUGCAAACGGCACUACAAACCAGUGUGUGGAUCUGAUGGCGAAUUCUAUGAAAACCAUUGUGAAGUGCACAGAGCUGCUUGCCUGAAGAAACAAAAGAUCACCAUCGUUCACAAUGAGGACUGUUUCUUGAAAGGGGAUAACUGCAAGGCCACUGAAUACAGCAAGAUGAAGAACAUGCUUUUAGAUUUACAAAAUCAAAAAUAUAUUACACAAGAAAAUGAAAACCCUAACGGUGAUGACAUAUCUCGGAAGAAGUUGUUGGUGGAUCAAAUGUUUAAAUAUUUUGAUGCCGACAGUAAUGGACUUAUAGAUAUUAAUGAACUAAUUCAGGUGAUAAAACAGGAAGAACUGGGCAAGGAUCUUUCAGACUGCACUUUGUAUGAUCUACUGAAAUACGACGAUUUUGACGCUGACAGGCACCUGGCUCUUGAAGAAUUUUAUAGAAUAUUUCAGGUUAUCCAAUUGAAUCUGCCUGAAGAUCAGAAACUAAGCAUUACAACAGCAACUGUGGGACAAAGUGCUGUUCUGAGUUGUGCCAUUCAGGGAGCACUGAGACCUCCCAUCAUCUGGAAAAGGAACAAUAUUAUUCUAAAUAAUUUAGAUUUGGAAGACAUCAAUGACUUUGGAGAUGACGGGUCCUUGUAUAUCACUAAGGUUACCACAACUCACAUGGGCAAUUACACCUGCUAUGCAGAUGGCUAUGAAAAAGUCUAUCAGACUCACAUCUUCCAAGUGAACGUUCCUCCAGUUAUCCGGGUGUAUCCAGAAAGUCAGGCUAGAGAACCUGGGGUAACUGCAAGUCUGAGGUGUCAUGCAGAGGGCAUACCAAACCCUCAGCUGGGCUGGCUGAAGAAUGGAAUUGAUAUUACACCAAAGCUGUCCAAACAACUCACACUUCAAGCAAAUGGCAGUGAGGUACAUAUAAGCAACGUGCGCUAUGAAGAUACAGGAGCGUACACUUGUAUCGCAAAGAAUGAAGCAGGAGUGGAUGAAGACAUCUCUUCUCUUUUUGUGGAAGACUCUGCUAGAAAGACCCUAGCUAACAUAUUAUGGAGAGAAGAAGGUCUGGGAAUUGGAAACAUGUUCUAUGUUUUUUAUGAAGAUGGAAUCAAAGUGAUACAACCCAUAGAAUGUGAAUUUCAGAGGCACAUCAAACCUAGUGAAAAGCUCCUUGGAUUCCAGGAUGAAGUCUGUCCCAAAGCUGAAGGAGAUGAAGUUCAGAGGUGUGUGUGGACAUCCGCUGUUAAUAUCAAAGACAAGUUCAUUUAUGUUGCGCAGCCAACUUUGGACAGAGUCCUAAUUGUUGACGUGCAGUCCCAAAAAGUUGUGCAGGCAGUAAACACAGACCCGGUCCCAGUUAAAUUACACUACGAUAAAUCACAUGAUCAGGUCUGGGUACUAAGCUGGGGUACCAUGGAAAAGACUUCUCCGACACUACAGGUAAUAACCCUGGCCAGUGCAAACGUGCCACACCACACGAUCCAUACCCAGCCGGUGGGAAAGCAAUUUGACCGAGUGGAUGACUUUUUCAUUCCCACUACAACACUCCUCAUCACCCACAUGAGGUUUGGAUUUAUUCUUCAUAAAGAUGAAGCCGCGCUACAAAAAAUUGAUCUUGAGACCAUGUCAUACAUCAAGACAAUUAACUUGAAGGACUAUAAGUGUGUUCCUCAAUCAUUGGCAUAUACACAUGUGGGAGGAUACUACUUUAUUGGCUGCAAACCUGACAGCACUGGAGCCAUUCCACCCCAGCUCAUGGUGGAUGGUGUAACCGACUCAGUCAUUGGAUUCAAUAGUGAUGUGACGGGCACUCCAUAUGUCUCUCCAGAUGGUCACUAUCUUGUCAGCGUUAACGAUGUGAAAGGACUCGUAAGGGUCCAGUACAUCACCAUCAGAGGAGAAAUACAGGAGGCUUUCGAUAUUCACACAAAUCUGCACAUAUCUGAUCUGGCAUUUCAGCCAUCCUUUACUGAAGCCCACAAAUACAACAUCUACGGUAGCUCAAGCACACAAACUGAUGUGCUCUUUGUAGAGCUCUCCUCUGGGAAGGUUAAGAUGAUAAAGAGCCUUAAGGAACCCCUCAAGGCAGAAGAAUGGCCUUGGAACAGGAAGAACAGGCAAAUCCAGGACAGUGGCUUGUUCGGUCAAUAUCUGAUGACACCUUCCAAGGACUCUCUCUUUAUACUAGAUGGACGACUCAAUAAGUUAAACUGUGAGAUCACUGAAGUUGAGAAAGGAAAUACAGUCAUUUGGGUUGGAGAUGCCUAGGAGCCCUGGUAGAUAAUUAUUGAAUGAAGAGUUUUCCAGUACAUUGCACUUAAUUCAUUGUUUAAAUUCACAGCUUAACUUUGUAAGUUUAUAUCCUAGUCAAACCUGAGUUACUUGGUUGGCCCAAAUAAAAUAGUUAUUUUGUGUUUUUUUUUUUCGUUUGUUUUUGGCAAAGAAAUAUACAAUUAGUAAUAUUGGUCAAUCAGAAUAUUUUACCACAAUAUUUAAUGGGAAACUACAUUAAUCACAAGAAUCAAAUCUAUAUUGUGUUUUAAGCCAACAAAAUAAGAAUUUAAAUACUUAACAAAUAACUCAACUGCAGGGAAUUUCAGGUGACUUUAAGUACCAUUUUAUUUUGAGGGUGGCUAUCUAUUUUUUUUCUUGAUCCUUUUUUUUUGUUUUGUUUUUGUUUUUGUUUUUUUUGGUAUGCUUAAACCUGAAAUCAAAGGUAUUGUGGAACCUUAACAUUCUUAAUUCAAAUAAUCUGUCCCAUCCACUGUUUAUAAUCUUUUGUGCCUUGAAGGGAAUGUCACAAGAGGAAAGGAAGGCUAAAAGCUGCAUACUGAACACCCUCAAAAGUAUAAAUCUCUUGUCAUUAAAAGAGAAAAGUUUAACAUCUCUUGCACUAAAACCUGCCUGGAGUCAUUUUGUAACCCUCAACAAAAUAUCAUUUGAAGGCAUCAAUUGGUCUUAGGUUGUAUACAGGUGACAAACUCUAUUUGACACUUACCGUAAAAUCUGCAGCAUGCUAUGGAAAAUGGGAAGAAAGGGAGGAAAACUAAUUAUGGUAAAAAUGUUUGCAAUGUUUUCUCUGUUCAUUUUGCUUUCAAUCACUAACGAGUGCAUUAUAUUUCUAAUGCAAGUUUGUCUGGGAUGUCAACUGCUUACAAAUGUUUAUUAUUAGCAGAAUAGAUUAUUUUCCUUUCAUGUAGUCCAGUGUUGCAUCAGCAAGAACUGUCGUUUCUAAAAAAGAAGCAUUAUUUGUGUCUGCUUAGAAUAAACCACAUGUAGAGAAAUUAACACCAGGGAGAAAAAAGCUGGCUAGAGAAUUGAUGAGUGUUAGUGUUUUAGGAAAAUUAGUUGGGAAUUAAGGGAUAGCUCCACAGUGGUGAGUAAAGAUGUGUUUCACCACUGCUUUUGCUAUUUAAGUGUAACCUAUCCAGAACUUCAUUCCUUAAUAACUUUCCUGAAUGACUUCUGUUCAACCCCUACAUAAACCUUGAAUGGCCCACUCAUACAUACAAGUAAAAAUUGUUGCCUUUUUUUUUUUUAAGGCAAAGAAAAGGCCAGUAGAAGUGGAUUAAAUCUAGAGAAUUGGUUUAUUGAAAUAAGCAGAUAAUUACCCAGGCUUAAAGUAAUAGUUUACAUGCUUUGAGAAUUGUUUUAGUUAUUUUUGUUUUGUUACUGCUAAAAAAUGCUAAUGGGCUGUUGAAAUGACCUCCAUUUACUGAAGGUAAUCCAAUAACGUCUUUUUUAAACUCAAAUUUUACUCAAGUUUAAAUUGUGUAAAACUGCUUAGAAACCUGAAAUUUUAUAGUGUGUAAUAUCUUACGUGUAAAUAGCAUCCUGAACUGUGUGAUACAAUAGAUUUCUUCUUAGCUUAAGGAAACAUUAUGGGAGGUAGAUUUAAUAAACAACAAAAAUCAGCUUAUGUUUCUACUUAUCUGCUUUCCUUUUUAGCAAUUUUCUCCCUUGUGAACAUGAACCAUAUAAAAUGUCUGUGACCUGAUGAUUUAAUGUAAGUCUGUUUCAUACAUCCUUCUUUGGUAGCUUACACCAUGUGGAUGCUUUGUCUGUAGACAUUGCUUGAUAAAAGGAGAAUAAACCUCUUACAUUUUAACCUUUGA
Rhinolophus ferrumequinum (greater horseshoe bat) is the source of this 5028-nucleotide messenger RNA. RefSeq names its product follistatin like 5 (gene FSTL5). The transcript has 16 exons. Gene Ontology annotation, molecular function: calcium ion binding; protein binding. The record is from RefSeq and is a predicted model, not a curated record. Bases 638 to 3181 code for a protein of 847 amino acids. Lineage: Eukaryota; Metazoa; Chordata; Mammalia; Chiroptera; Rhinolophidae. Gene Ontology annotation, biological process: regulation of BMP signaling pathway; cell differentiation; multicellular organism development.